CUUGGUUGCAGCCGAUGGGUAUAUUGGCCCUGUUGGACGAAGAAUGCUGGUUCCCCAAGGCAACGGAUAAAAGCUUCGUAGAGAAGCUGAUGGCGUCACAUUCGUUGCAUCCCAAAUUCGUUAAGACCGACUUCCGAGGCGCAGGGGAUUUUGCCAUUGUUCACUAUGCAGGACAGGUGGACUACUCAGCACAACAGUGGCUGAUGAAGAAUAUGGAUCCGUUAAACGAGAACGUGGUCUCUUUGUUGCAAGCAUCUCAGGAACCAUUCAUGGUCCAAAUUUGGAAAGAUGCGGAAAUCGUUGGUAUGGGAAGCAUGGUAUCGACUGAUACGCAAUUCGGAUCUCGCACGAGGAAAGGUAUGUUCCGAACGGUGUCGCAGUUGUACAAGGAACAACUCACAAAGCUGAUGAGUACCUUGAGAAAUACGAAUCCGAAUUUUGUUCGCUGUAUCAUUCCGAAUCACGAAAAACGAGCUGGGAAAAUCGACCCACUCUUGGUCCUGGAUCAAUUGAGGUGCAACGGUGUGCUCGAGGGCAUUCGUAUUUGCCGACAAGGUUUUCCCAAUCGUAUUCCUUUCCAGGAGUUCCGACAGAGGUAUGAACUGUUGACACCGAACUGCAUACCUAAAGGCUUCAUGGAUGGCAAAAAGGCGUGCGAGAAAAUGAUCAACAGCCUCGAGCUUGAUCAAAAUUUGUUUCGAAUUGGACAAAGCAAAAUAUUUUUCCGCGCCGGUGUAUUGGCUCAUUUGGAAGAAGAGCGCGACUUCAAGAUCACUGACCUGAUCGUGAAUUUCCAGUCGUAUUGCCGCGGUCUAUUGGCAAGAAGAAACUACCAAAAACGCAUGCAGCAGUUGAAUGCGAUGAGAAUCAUUCAGCGAAACUGCUCGGCAUACCUCAAAUUGCGGAAUUGGCAAUGGUGGCGCUUGUACACCAAAGUGAAGCCUUUGUUGCAAGUGACGAAGCAGGAAGAAAAGUUGACUCAAAAGGAAGACGAAUUGCGCGCCAUCAAAGACAAGUUGGAGGCACAAAACAGAACCUCUGCCGAAAUAGAAAAGAAAUACGAACAGAUUAUAGAAGAGAAGAACAUCCUCGCCGAGCAAUUGCAGGCAGAAACCGAGCUGUGCGCAGAAGCUGAAGAAAUGCGUGCGAGGCUUCAGUCUCGUAAACAGGAACUGGAGGAUAUUCUACAUGACCUGGAGGCAAGGGUUGAAGAAGAGGAGGAUCGUGCGAAUCAACUGCAGGUAGAGAAGAAGAAACUUCAGUCACACAUCCAGGACUUGGAAGAGCAACUGGAAGAAGAAGAGGCCAAUCGUCAGAAACUCCAGCUUGAGAAGGUCCAAGUUGAGUCAAAAAUCAAGAAGUUGGAAGAGGAUCUCAGCAUUGCGGAAGAUUCGAACCAAAAGUUGUCGAAGGAAAAGAAAAUGCUGGAAGAGCGUGCGAACGACUUGUCUCAGGCACUUGCUGAAGAGGAAGAAAAGUCCAAGCACCUUGGCAAACUCCGUGCUAAACAAGAAGCUUCGAUUGCCGACUUGGAAGAGCGUUUAAUCAAAGAGAACCAGGCUCGUCAAGAAAUGGAGCGUGCCAAGCGCAAAGCUGACAGCGAAUUGAAUGAUGUCAAAGAGCAGCUUAAUGAACGCAAAGUGCAAAUUGAAGAAAUCCAAUUGCAGCUCGCCAAACGCGAAGAAGAGCUCACGCAGGCCAUGAUGAAAGUGGAUGAAGAAGCCGCGCAAAAGUCGCAAAACUCAAAAGUAGUCCGCGAACUCGAGGCGCAUCUUGCUGAGCUUCAGGAGGACUUGGAGGCUGAGAAGAGUGCGAGAGCAAAGGCAGAAAAGCAAAAGCGUGAUUUGAAUGAGGAAUUGGAGGCUUUGAAGAAUGAGCUUCUAGAUUCGUUGGAUUCGACUGCUGCUCAGCAAGAGUUGCGGACAAAGAGGGAACAGGAACUCGCCGCACUCAAACGUAGUCUUGAGGAAGAAAUGGUGAACCAUGAGCAAACUAUUGCUGACUUGCGCCACAAACAUGGUCAGGGGCUCGAAGAACUCAAUGAUCAACUGGACACUGCCAAGAAAACAAAGGCUGCCUUGGAGAAGGCUAAGCAGAACCUGGAAGCAGAAGUAGCUGACAUGGCUAAUGAAAUCAAGAUGUUAUCAGCAGCCCGUCAGGAUACUGACCGUAAACGAAAAACUGUCGAAGCACAGUUGGCAGAAGCUGAAAGUCGAUUGGCAGAAAUGGAACAUUAUCGCGGGGGAGAGGUGGAGAAAAUGCAAAAAAUGGCGGCUGAACUUGAAAGUUUACAAGCACAACUUUCUGAGGCAGAGUCACGUGCAAUCAACGCCAGCAAAAAUUUGUCAACUGCCGAAAGCCAACUGGCUGAGGCUCAGUCGUUGUUAGAUGAAGAAACGCGCCAAAAAAUGGCACUGAAGACCGACCUGCGUCAAGCAGAAACCAUUCGCGAGCAACUAAAGGAACAACUUGAAGAGGAAGAUGAGGCGAGGCGUGCCUUGGAGAAACAAGUGGCAGCUCUUUUGGUGCAAUCUUCGGAAGCCAAAAAGAAAGCAGACGAGGAGGCAGCUAAUUCGGCAGCUCUCGAUGAGCUGAAAAAGAAACUCAUCAAGGAAAUUGAGGCCUUGCAACUAUCUCGGGAUGAACUUCAAUCAGCAAAUGAAAAGCUUGAAAAGAGUCGCAAGAAGAUUCAGGCUGAGUUGGAAGAUGCCAACAUUGAUUUAGAAGUUCAGCGUGGCAAGGUUGCUGAACUCGAAAAGAAGCAACGUAACUUUGACAAAAUCUUGGCUGAGGAAAAGGCCAUUUCGUCGCGUAUCAGCGAAGAGCGUGAUAAUGCCGAGAGAGAAGCUCGAGAGAAAGAGACGAAGCUUCUCAGUAUGACCCGAGCUCUGGAAGAUGCCCUUGCCCAAAACGAAGACCUGGAACGUCAAAAGAAACAACUUCAGGCUGAACUGGAAGAUGUUGUCAGCUCUCAAGGAACUGCUGACCGCAAUGCUGUGGAGCUUGAACGUGCCAAACGCACUUUGGAAACGCAGCUUGCUGACCAGAAAACUCAAUACGAGGAGCUCGAAGAUGAGUUUCAGUUGAUGGAAGACGCCAAGCUGCGUUUGGAAGUAAACAUGCAGGCCCUGAAGCAACAAAUGGAACGAGACCUCCAGGCCAAGGAGGAGCUGGCUGAAGAACAGCGUCGGAGCCUGCAGAAGCAGCUCCGUGACAUGGAAGUGGAAUUGGAAGAUGAAAGAAAGCAACGAGCUGCUGCGAUCAAUUCCCGCAAGAAAAUGGAAGCCGACUACAAAGAUUUGGAGCAGCAAGUUGAGAUGAGCAACAAGCUCAAAGAAGACGCAUUGAAGCAGUUCAAGAAGGUGCAAUCGCAGGUGAAGGAUUACCAGCGAGAUGCAGAUGAAGCACGUGCUGCGCGAGAUGAGUUGUUGCUGCAGCUCAAGGAAGCGGAAAAGAAGAUGAAGAACUUCGAGGCAGAUGUUUUUCAGGCUCAAGAAGAUUUGGGUGCUGCUGAAAGAGCUCGACGGGCUGCCGAAACUGAACGAGAUGAAUUGGCUGAGGAGAUUAACAAUCACUCUUCACGCGGCACUUUACUGGCGGACGAGAAACGCAGAUUGGAAGCCAGGAUUCAAGCUUUGGAAGAAGAGCUAGAAGAGGAACAAAAUACGCUUGAAGCCAUGGCUGAACGUUCUCGCAAAGCACAAUUGCAAAUUGAGCAACUUGGAACAGAUUUGGCUGCUGAGAAAGGAUUGACGAACAAGACCGAAAAUCAACGCGUGUUCCUCGAGCGCCAAAAUAAGGAGUUGAAGGCAAAAAUUGCAGAACUGGAGACCUCGCAACGAGCCAAAUCAAAGGCAACUAUUGCUGCCUUGGAGUCCAAGAUUGCCAAUUUUGAAGAGCAGUUGGAAGCAGAAGCCAAGGAGCGACAGGCGGCCAUGAAAAUGAAUCGAAAGUUGGAGAAGAAAGUCAAAGAACUUUCCUUGCAGCUUGAAGACGAGAAGCGACACGCUGAUCAGUACAAGGAACAGAAUGAAAAGACUUCAACUCGAAUCAAGGCGCUCAAACGCCAACUGGACGAAGCCGAGGAGGAAAUCACUCGCGAAAAGUCGCAAAGGCGCAAGGCCCAGCGGGAACUGGAAGAUGCCUUGGAAGUUCAAGAGGACCAGUCUCGUGAGCUUGCCUCUCUCCGUAACCGUUUGAGCCGUAGGAGUGCGAAGGAAUCGAUGACGACGAUAUUCGCGAAACGCGCUUCCAUUCUCGAUGACUUUUCGGAAGUUUCCGUGGCGCCUAGUGUCGCGCCGACCCGUUCGGCGCCAAAUAUGUACAUGGACUUCAGUUCUGACGCGUCUACGAUGAGGAUGACGAGUGCGUCUGUCUUGAACGUGGAUGACGAGAAUUCUGCCCGCUUGGUGUCGUCGCGAGACGCGAGUGAAAGUCCACGAGGCGGAGCGAGUUUAAGCGGAAGGGCAGUGGGUGGGAAACGCGGUUCGAUCCCACCAGGCGUGGACGAUACGAACGCGUCGAUCGCGACAACGAACCAGGAUGACUCCGUCGACGGCGAGGAAGAGAAUACUCCCUUCGGUAUGUUCAAGGAAUGCGGGAAUGCCGCGAAUUUCAGUGCUGUUUUGAUAAGGUCAGACUUUGGGGCAUUGUUUGGAAAGUUUCACCGUGUUAAACGGUGGGGAGUCGUUGGUAGGCGGUGCGCGCGAGGUUUGUCGGCGUCGGUUGUCAGUGGGUCAGCGUCGUUUUUCAACAUGACCAUGGGCGAAGAUCACCAAUUGGACGCGGCGGAUUUGAAGUAUUUGGUGGUGGACAAGAAUCGGUUCACGGAUCCGGUGGCGCAGGCGGAAUGGACGAAGAAGCGGCUCGUGUGGGUGCCCCACGACACGAAUGCGUUCGUGGCGGCGGGCAUCAAGGCCGAAAGGGCGGACGAGGUGGAAGUUGAGAUCGUCGACACCAACAAACGCGUCGUUGUGAGCAAGGAUGAGGUGCAGAAGAUGAACCCGCCCAAGUUUGACAAGGUUGAGGACAUGGCUGCUCUCACGUGCCUCAACGAAGCCUCCGUUUUGCACAACAUCAAGGAUCGGUAUUAUUCCGGACUCAUCUAUACGUAUUCGGGACUCUUCUGUGUGGUGGUCAAUCCGUACAAGAGACUGCCUAUCUAUUCUGAAAAGAUCAUUGAAUGCUACAAAGGAAAAAAGAGGCACGAAGUCCCUCCGCACGUUUUUGCCGUCACCGAUGCCGCGUACCGAAGCAUGCUUCAGGGUUUUAUCUCUCUGGAGAUGUAUGUGUUCGAAAUCCGGUCUCGUUUUGUUCCGAACCGCAGAGUGCAGUCUCUCGGCACCUCACCAGAUUUUGAAUUCUGGCGCGAGACGUAUUCGGGACUCUUCUGUGUGGUGGUCAAUCCGUACAAGAGACUGCCUAUCUAUUCUGAAAAGAUCAUUGAAUGCUACAAAGGAAAAAAGAGGCACGAAGUCCCUCCGCACGUUUUUGCCGUCACCGAUGCCGCGUACCGAAGCAUGCUUCAGGAUCGUGACGACCAAUCUAUUUUGUGCACUGGAGAAUCGGGUGCUGGAAAGACUGAAAACACGAAGAAAGUUAUCCAGUACCUGGCUAUUGUUGCAGCAUCGAAACCGAAGUCUCACACGCCUGCCCCGCAUGUGACGACCAAUCGAUUUUGUGCACUGGAGAAUCGGGGCGAACUGGAGCAGCAACUUUUGCAAGCCAAUCCGAUUCUUGAAGCUUUUGGAAAUGCCAAAACAGUCAAGAAUGACAAUUCCUCGCGCUUCGGGAAAUUCAUCAAGAUCAACUUCGAUUCCAGUGGAUACAUUGCGGGUGCAAACAUUGAGACGUAUUUGUUGGAAAAAAGCAGGGCGAUUCGUCAGGCGAAAAACGAACGAACGUUUCACAUCUUUUACCAACUUCUUCUUGGUGCUACAUCUCAAGAGAGAAAGGAUUAUCUGUUGGAGAGUGUCCCCAAUUACACAUUCAUGAGCCAGGGUCAGCUGCAGUUGACCGGUGUUGACGAGACUCAGGAAUUCGAAGCAACUGUUAAGGCCAUGACGAUAAUGGGGUUGUCUCCAGAAGAGCUCAGCGCAAUUUUCAAGACUGUGUCAGCAGUGCUUCUGUUCGGCAACAUGCAGUUCAAGCAGGAGCGAAACAGUGAUCAGGCAACUUUGCCAGACAACACGGUGGCGCAGAAAUUGGCUCACCUGCUCGGCGUCCCAGUGACAGAGAUGACCAAAGCUUUUCUUAAGCCCCGAAUCAAAGUCGGGCGAGAACACGUCAGCAAGACUCAAACUAAAGAACAGGUUGAGUUCGCAGUUGAAGCGCUUGCGAAAGCGAUGUAUGAAAAACUUUUCCGCUGGCUUGUGAUCCGGAUUAACAAAUCUUUGGAUCGCACCAAGCGUCAAGGACCGUCUUUCAUCGGUAUCCUCGAUAUUGCCGGAUUUGAAAUUUUUGAGUUGAAUUCCUUCGAGCAACUUUGCAUCAACUACACAAAUGAGAAAUUGCAGCAGUUGUUUAAUCACACCAUGUUCAUUCUGGAGCAAGAAGAAUACCAGAAGGAGGGUAUUGAGUGGCAGUUCAUUGAUUUUGGACUCGAUCUGCAGCCGACCAUCGACUUAAUCGAAAAGCCGAUGGGAAUAUUGUCGCUGUUGGACGAAGAAUGCUGGUUCCCGAAAGCUACGGAUAAAACUUUUGUGGAAAAGCUCAUGACUUCUCACUCUCUUCAUCCCAAAUUCAUGAAGACUGACUUCAGGGGUGUUUCUGAUUUCGCGGUUGUGCAUUAUGCAGGACAGGUCGACUAUUCAGCGGCGAAGUGGUUGAUGAAGAACAUGGACCCCUUGAACGAAAACGUUGUGUCCUUGCUUCAGUCGUCUCAAGAAAAUUUCAUGGUGCAAAUCUGGAAAGACGCUGAAAUUGUCGGAAUGGGAAGCAUGGUCUCCCCAGAUUCGCAGUUCGGUGGAGCUCGAACGAGGAAGGGAAUGUUCCGUACCGUGUCCCAGCUGUACAAAGAACAACUUGCUAAACUCAUGGGAACUCUGAGGAAUACGAACCCCAAUUUCGUCCGCUGUAUCAUUCCAAAUCAUGAAAAACGAGCCGGGAAAAUCGAUCCUUUACUUGUUCUGGAUCAGCUUCGUUGUAACGGCGUUUUGGAGGGAAUCCGUAUCUGCAAACGGGGCUUCCCGAAUCGCAUUCCUUUCCAGGAAUUCCGCCAAAGAUACGAAUUGCUGACGCCCAAUUGCAUUCCAAAAGGAUUCAUGGAUGGCAAGAAAGCGUGCGAAAGAAUGAUCGCUUCUCUGGAGAUUGACGAAAAUUGUUUCAGAAUUGGACAGAGUAAAAUAUUUUUCCGCGCCGGUGUCCUAGCUCACUUGGAAGAAGAACGCGAAUUGAAGAUCACUGAUUUGAUCAUCAAUUUCCAAUCCUACUGCCGUGGAAUGUUGGCUAGAAAGAAUUUUCAGAGACGGAUGCAGCAACUGAACGCCAUGAGAAUUAUCCAACGCAAUUGUUCUGCAUACCUAAAAUUGCGAAAUUGGCAAUGGUGGCGUUUAUAUACGAAAGUUAAGCCUCUGCUGCAAGUCACGAAGCAAGAAGAGAAGUUGACUGAAAAGGAAGACGAAUUGCGAGCAGUGAAAGAAAAGUUGGAGGCUCAAUGUCGAGUCGCCGCUGAUGUGGAGAAGAAAUAUGAGAUGAUAAUCGAAGAGAAGAACAUUCUUGCCGAACAACUUCAAGCCGAAACGGAGCUUUGUGCUGAAGCGGAAGAGAUGCGAGCGAGGCUUCAAUCUCGCAAGCAAGAGCUCGAAGACAUUUUGCACGAUCUGGAAGCCCGUGUUGAGGAAGAAGAGGAUCGUUCCAAUCAGCUGCAAGUAGAGAAGAAAAAACUGCAGACACAUAUCCAAGACUUGGAGGAACAAUUGGAAGAAGAAGAAGCCAAUCGACAGAAGCUGCAAUUGGAGAAAGUUCAUGUUGAAUCUAAAGUCAAGAAGUUGGAGGAAGAUCUUAGUAUUGCCGAGGACGCAAUGCAAAAGCUGUCGAAAGAGAAGAAGAUGUUGGACGAGCGCGCCAACGAUUUAUCGCAAGCCCUCGCGGAAGAGGAAGAGAAGUCCAAGCAUCUCAGCAAACUUCGCAUCAAGCAAGAAACGUCGAUUGCGGAAUUGGAAGAGCGCGUAAUAAAAGAAAACCAAGCACGUCAGGAAAUGGAGCGCGCCAAACGUAAAGCCGACGGCGAGUUGAACGAUAUCAAAGAACAGUUGAACGACCGCAAAGUGAAGAUCGAAGAAAUUCAGCAACUUUUGUCCAAGCGCGACGAGGAACUCACUCAGGCUCUAAUGAAAGUGGAUUCGGAAACUGCGCAAAAGUCGCAGAACUCUAAAUUUGUUCGCGAACUGGAGGCUCAUCUUGCUGAGCUGCAAGAGGAUUUGGAGGCUGAAAAGGGCGCGAGAGCGAAGGCAGAAAAGCAGAAGCGUGACUUGAAUGAAGAGCUGGAAGCUUUGAAAAAUGAGCUGUUGGAUUCCUUGGACUCGACCGCAGCCCAGCAAGAAUUGAGAACCAAGCGAGAACAGGAACUCGCUGCUCUCAAACGCAGUCUUGAGGAAGAAGUAGCAAAUCAUGAACAAAAUAUCGCUGAAUUGCGGCACAAGCAUAACCAAGCUCUUGAGCAGUUGAACGACCAACUCGACACUGCGAAGAAAUCCAAGGUUGCUUUAGAGAAAGCCAAGCAGACUCUCGAAUCUGAAACUACCGAGCAAGCGAAGGAAAUUAAGAUGCUAUUGGCGACUCGUCAAGACGCCGAUCGAAGGCGGAAAGCUGUUGAAACUCAUCUUGCUGAAACUGAAAGCCGUUUGAGUGAGCUGGAGCAUUUGCGGGCAAGUGAGACCGAGAAGAUACAGAGGUUAACAGCAGAGGUGGAGAGUUUGCAAAUCCAACUGUCUGAAGCCGAAUCACGUUCGAUCAGCGCUGGCAAGAAUUUGCUCACUGCUGAAAGUCAGCUGGCAGAAUCACAGCAAGUAUUGGCGGAAGAAACGCGACAAAAGAUGGCAUUGAAGGCGGAGCUUCGUCAUUCGGAAGCAUCUCGUGAGCAACUCAGAGAACAGCUUGAGGAGGAAGGCGAAGCCAAGGCCGCUUUUGAGAAACAAGUCAGUGUGUUAUCCAGUCAAGUUGUGGAAGCCAAAAGAAAAGCUGAAGAGGAAGCACUGAAUUCUGCUGCCGUUGAGGAAGUCAAGAAGAGGCUGGUCAAGGAUCUUGAAUCUGUUCAAAACUCUCGAGAUGAAUUACAAGCUGCCAACGAGAAACUCGAAAAAAGUCGCAAGAAGCUUCAGGUUGAAUUGGAAGACGCCAACACCGACUUGGAUACGCAGCGUGGAAAAGUUGUUGAACUGGAAAAGAAGCAACGCAACUUUGAUAAAGUUCUUGCUGAAGAAAAGGCCGUUUCCUCGCGCGUUGCCGAAGAGCGGGAUAAUGCUGAAAGGGAAGCGCGCGAGAAAGAGACGAAGUUGCUCAGUUUGGUGCGUGCCCUGGAUGAUGCUCUGACGCAAGUGCAAGAACUUGAACGGCAAAAGAAUCAACUUCAGGUUGAGUUGGAAGAUGUUGUCAGCUCCCAAGGCACUGCCGACCGCAACGCUGUUGAGUUGGAGCGAGCCAAACGUACUCUUGAAACCCAACUUGCUGAACAAAAGACGCAGUAUGAGGAGUUGGAAGAUGAGUUCCAGUUGAUGGAAGAUGCAAAACUGCGUUUGGAAGUCAACAUGCAAGCACUGAAGCAACAGAUGGACCGAGAUCUUCAGGCUAAAGAAGAAGUGGCCGAGGAACAGCGCAAGAGCCUGCAGAAACAACUCCGCGAUAUGGAAGUGGAGCUGGAAGACGAGAGGAAGCAAAGAGUGGCUGCUCUCAACUCUCGGAAGAAGAUGGAGGCUGACUUCAAAGACUUGGAGCAGCAAGUCAUGAUGAGCAACAAGCUUAAGGAAGAUGCUUUGAAGCAAUUCAAGAAGGUGCAGUCCCAGGUGAAGGAUUAUCAACGAGAUACGGAUGAAGCACGCGCUGCGCGUGAUGAGUUGUUACUGCAGCUGAAGGAUGCAGAGAAGAAGAUGAAGAAUCUUGAGGCUGACGUCUACCAGGUGCAUGAGAAUUUGGCCGCGGCGGAACGUGGUCGUCGCGCAGCAGAAGUUGAACGCGACGAGCUGGCGGAGGAGAUCAGCAGUCAUUCAACUAAAGGAAUUCUGUUGGCUGACGACAAGCGCCGGUUAGAUGCUAGGAUCCAGGCUUUGGAAGAUGAGCUGGAAGAGGAACAAACCGGACGUGAAGCUAUGGCCGAACGUUUCCGCAAGGCGCAAUUGCAAAUUGAACAACUCACCGCUGAUUUAUCAGCUGAGAAGGGAUCAACGAGCAAAUCAGAAAGCCAGCGCGUGCUCCUCGAACGCCAGAAUAAGGAGCUGAAGGCAAAGAUUGGGGAACUGGAAACUGCGCAACGUGCCAAGUCGAAGGCGACAAUCGCCGCACUCGAGUCCAAGAUAGCCAAUUUCGAAGAACAACUGGAGGCUGAAGGCAGGGAACGGCAAGCUGCAUUGAAGAUAAAUCGAAAGCUGGAGAAGAAAGUGAAGGAGCUUUUCCUGCAGUUGGAAGACGAGAAACGGAAUUCUGACCAGAAUAAAGAGGCGAAUGAAAAGACAACCGUCCGUAUCAAAGCGCUCAAACGGCAAUUGGAGGAAGCUGAAGAAGAAAUCACGCGCGAAAAAGCGCAGCGUCGUAAAGCGCAGCGUGAAUUGGAAGACGCACUAGAAGCUCAUGAAGAUCAAGCCCGUGAACUUGCGACUCUGCGCAAUCGUUUGAGGCGUGACGGAACAAGUGUGAGCGGAAGACCUGGAGGCGGGAAAAUGGGCGCCAUGGAUGAAAUCAGCGCGUCUUUGCCCGCGUAUCAAACCGAAGCUCUUGACGGAGAGGAUGAUCGAUCCAAGAAGAUGGAGGGAAAAGCCAAUUGGCAUAAGGUUUUGUACAAGAGACGAAAUUUGCCGGAUAAUCAUGACGACGAUACCUUCCUGGAGCGAGUAAAGCGAAAUGUCAAUUUCCGACACGUGACCAGGUUGGAGGCGAUUGUUGGUUCUUGUCGGGUUGCUCAACAAAUCUGUGCAGUUUGCUUGUUCGGAAUCGCGUUUGUGCACAUGGAUGCUAAGAAUGUUGAUGAAAUGGACGUGUUCUGGGCCACGAGUCUGGCUUCAUUCGUGGGAUACAUCGUUUAUAAAAUGAUCGUCGGCUGGAAAAGAAGUUUAUGGGAUGAUUUGAAGAGCCUAUGGAUUUUUCUUUUCGCUGGAUAUGGUUUGUCGCCGGUGCUCAAAACACUCACUGCAUCAAUUAGCACUGACACCAUAGAAGCCAUGGCGAUCAUGAUGUUCAUCACGCAUCUCAUUUUCCACAAUUACGGCCUCGAUGCUGCCAUAGUUUCCAGAGCUUUGUCCAUCAACGCCGCCGUGUUCGCAAGCAUUUGCUUAGCUUCGCGUUUGCCCACAACAACUCACGCGUUCGUUUUGCUCACGAUGGCUGUGGAGUUUUUUGCGUUGUGGCCGGUUCUUCGCGAUCAGAUCGUCGAACGAUUGUCAAACGUUCACCAAAUCCUGUGGACAAUUGUCCUCAUGGCUGCAAGUUUCGGAGCCAUCUUCGUUCUCUCGUCGGUUUUUUCAAUAUUGUUCCUGAUGCUGAUGCUUUUUGUGUGCAUCAUAUGUCCCUUAUGGUUCGUUUCGUGGCAAACUUUGAAGGAGAAUAUUUAUGGCCCCUGGGAUGAAGCUGUGAUAAGUGACUGAAGGACACUUCGAAACAGGACAUUUCCAAUAAGAUUCUGUAUGGCAACCCACCCCCAUCACGCGCAGGACCGGGAUGAUGAUGAUGACGUGAUCGUCAAAAGCCAGCAGCAGCAGGUGCCUCCGUCGCACUGUUGACACUGCCCGCAUUGCUGCCCGGGUUCGCAGGAACCAUGCGCUUGAACUUGUUGUACAACCAGGCCUUGAAGUUGUUGGGCUCUCCGGCGACGCUGCCGGGUUUGCUGCCGAACGUCUCGUCAAUCAGCGCCGGCACGGAAAUGGAAUGUUCUUCGUACAGCAAGUGGAACGUUUCCGGGUGCGCCUCUGACGGCGGCCGCAUCGCCGUGCUCAUGAGGAGUCGGUCGUCGGGGAACUGGUCCAGCGACUUGGACGCCUUCCGCAACAGGGGCCUGGCUGCGUUGGGCACGUGCAGCAACACUUGAUCGUCUGUGGCGAACCGGGUCUUGAGCCAUUGCGUGCUGCCGCCGUUGGCGGGACACCGGGCCAGCUUGGGACUGCGGCGGCGGAGGCUGACUGCGCUGGUGCUGAGCAGUUUGCCCAGGUCUUGCUGCUGCUGCUGAUGUUGUUGUGCGGAUUGUCUGACUGCGGGUGCUGAUGCUCCUCCUGCUGCUGCGGAUGAGUUGGGUUGGGAGGGUUGCUCGAGGCCUUCGAGCCAGUAGGUGCGGACGUCGCCUUUGCCCUUGACUGAGAUCACGCCGCGGUCCGACACCAGGUAGCCGCCGAUGAGCUCGAGGUGCUCUCGGCACUGCUCGCUGAUGUGGAUGCGGUAGGGUUCGCCGUUGGAUUCCAUGCGGGACGCCGUGUUGACGGUGUCGCCGAAGAGGCAGUAGCGAGGCAUGGUGAGACCCACGACGCCUGCCACGACCGGGCCUGCAAUGUAUUGAGAAAGGGAAAACGGAAUAAGUGAUAUCUAUACGCGUGAAGGGUGACUGAUGAUGAGCGUGUGAAGCGUCAUGUAUCUCGUGGCAUUGUGCGGCGAUACUUUUCUUUUCUUUUUUCUUUCUCCUGAGUGUCAAAAAUAACGGACUGAAAAGACUGAAUUUUCGAGAAGAAUUUUUUAUACGUUCCUCAUCCUCCAAUAAGUUUGAGCAGUGCGGCAGUAACUGACA
Molecule: messenger RNA, 12919 nt
Organism: Notodromas monacha
Lineage: Eukaryota; Metazoa; Arthropoda; Ostracoda; Podocopida; Cyprididae
Source: the annotation of a GenBank genome assembly